Molecule: messenger RNA, 693 nt
Organism: Anopheles nili
Lineage: Eukaryota; Metazoa; Arthropoda; Insecta; Diptera; Culicidae
Product: keratin-associated protein 10-9-like
Exons: 4
Coding region: 1-693 (230 amino acids)
Source: RefSeq, a predicted model, not a curated record
AUGGUCGCACAGUCGCAGACCUGCGCGCAGUACGAGGUCCUGCAUACUACACCGCCAUGCUGUGAGGCGACCUGUGAAGUCGAUUGCUGCCGCGUGGUUUGUCCUAAAAUGCUCAUCUACGAGCCAACCUGCGUGUGUCUGGAGGGAUACGUGAGGCACCAAGGACAAUGCAUCCUGAAAUCGAGCUGUCCGGCUCUGCCGUUGCCAUCGUCCCCCAAACCAGUCUACCCAUCUUCACCUCCACCAUACCUUCCCUAUACGACUACUCCAGCGCCUUACACUACUACUCGUCCUCCCUGUACAAGUAAGCCACCCUGUCCUACGACACGUAAACCAUGUCCGAGCUUCAUGACCACACCAUAUCCGGUAACGGUGACACCUCUCUACCAACCGACCUCCACACCGUAUCCUUUGGCUACCACAACGCCCUGUUCAGUACCUCUUAAACCAUGCGCAGCCUGCGAAGAGCUGGUGUUUGUUAAACCCUGCUGCGAACCGACGUGCGAUUUGUUGGAUUGCUCGGGCGCCUCCUGUCCGCUGUUGCUGGUGGAACAACCGACCUGCGCCUGCCGGGCCGGGCUGGUCCGGUUCCAGGGCCACUGCAUAGAGCCCUCCGCCUGUCCGAGGAGUGUCGCCCGGUACCGUCUCUACGUUCCAGUUGCGGCCCAAUGUCUGCAGUGCAACAGCAAGUGA